AUGCUUCAUCUCACCAAGGCCCUUGUGGCGGGUCUUUUAGCAGGUGUUGCCGGCAUGGCAAACGCCUUCAACUACGACCAGCCCUACCGUGGCCAAUACCAUUUCUCGCCCCAGGAGCAAUGGAUGAAUGACCCCAAUGGCCUCGUGUAUCACAAUGGGAUAUACCAUCUGUUUUACCAGUAUAACCCCGGCGGUAUCAAGUGGGGGAACAUGUCCUGGGGCCAUGCCACCAGUAACGAUCUGACCCACUGGGAGGAGAAGCCCAUCGCCCUUCUUGCCCGAGGAUAUGGCGGCGAGGUCACCGAGAUGUACUUCAGCGGAAGCGCAGUCGUUGAUGUGAACAACACUAGUGGCUUUGGGAAGGACGGGAAGCCCCCCAUGGUCGCCAUGUACACUUCCGCCUACCCGGUUGCGCAGACCCUGCCCAGUGGAAAGACCAUCCGGGAGGGCCAGCAAUCCCAGUCCAUUGCCUACAGUGUUGACGAUGGUAUAACCUGGACCACGUACGAUGCUGUCAACCCGGUAAUCUACAACCCUCCAGCCCCAUACGAAGACCAGUACCAAAACUUCCGUGAUCCCUUUGUUUUCUGGCACGAGGAGUCUCACAAGUGGGUUGUCGUCACUGCUCUAUCCACAUUGUACAAGCUAGUCAUUUACACUUCCGACAACCUAAAGGACUGGACGCUGGCGAGUGAGUUCGGUCCUUACAACGCCCAAGGCGGAAUUUGGGAGUGCCCCGGUCUUUUCAAGUUGCCUCUUGAUGGAGGGAAGUCCACGAAAUGGGUCAUCGUGAGCGGACUCAACCCCGGCGGCCCCCCCGGCACGGUCGGCUCUGGAACCCAGUACUUCGUGGGUGAAUUCGACGGCACAACUUUCACUCCUGAUGCCGAUUCUGUGUAUCCCGGAACCGCGAUCGCCAACUGGAUGGACUGGGGCCCAGACUUCUAUGCCUCGGCUGGCUUUAAUGGCCUCUCUGCCGACACCUACACCCACAUCGCGUGGAUGAACAACUGGCAAUAUGGCACGAACAUUCCCACCAGCCCAUGGCGGAGCGCCAUGUCAAUCCCUCGGCGUCUAUCUCUCAAGACUAUCGGGGACAAGGCGACUCUCGUUCAGCAGCCCCAGGAAGCAUGGUCUUCUAUCGUCAGCAAGCAGCCGGCCUAUUCACACACCUACAAUUCUGUUCGCGAAGGCUCCCUUUAUGUGGGUACCAAUAAAGACACGAUCAAGAUCGACUUGAGCUUCUCUGCUACUUCGAUGGCUUCGGAGUUUGCCAUCGCUGUUCGCGCCUCCGCAGACUCCACCGAGCAGACUCUCAUCGGUUAUGACUUCGUCAACAAGCAAGUCUUCAUCGACCGCACCAAGUCUGGAGAUGUGUCAUUCGACAACACUUUCGCGAGCGUAUACCGCGGACCCCUUGCUGUCAAUGGCAGAGUAAAUCUGACCAUAUUUGUCGAUCGGUCUAGUGUUGAAGUUUUCGGGGGCCAGGGGGAGACUACUCUCACAGCUCAAAUCUUCCCGAGCAGCGACGCAAUUCACACCCAUCUGGUAUCCACUGGAGGGGCCACUAAAAACGUCAAACUCAGCAUCUACACUGUCGCCUCGACUUGGGCCUGA
This is a messenger RNA of Penicillium egyptiacum, 1617 nucleotides long. The record is from the annotation of a GenBank genome assembly. Lineage: Eukaryota; Fungi; Ascomycota; Eurotiomycetes; Eurotiales; Aspergillaceae.